GCGCUCUCCCCGCCCCCUGCAAGCCGGGCAGGGACCGAGGAGGAGGAGGAGGAGGCGCUGCAGCCGCGGCCACUGAGGCGGAGGAGGAGGCGGCGGCACUGCUGAGGGAGACCCCCCGACGGUUUAACUCAGAGGCAAACGCGUCAAGACUUCACUGCAUCCAUGUGUGGGAAGAGAUAGUUACUGCAGUCAGAGGGGAUCAAACACCGACAGCGAAAGAAAAAGAUGAGUACAAAACCAAGUGGGCUUAAGGCUCCCACCAAGAUUAGCAAGCCUGGAAGUACGUUACUCAAAUCAGCUGCAUCUAUCACUGCGGCCCCAUCAGAAAAGGCAGCCGCCAGUGAAAAGGCAUCUAGCGUUCCCACCUCAGAAGCACAGGAGGAGUUUGUCGAUGACUUCCGAAUUGGAGAGCGUGUUUGGGUCAAUGGGAACAAGCCUGGAUUUAUUCAGUUCCUGGGAGAGACGCAGUUUGCUCCGGGACAGUGGGCAGGGAUUGUGUUGGAUGAAUCGAUAGGCAAGAACGAUGGCUCUGUGGCUGGAGUCCGCUAUUUCCAGUGUGAGCCCUUGAGGGGAAUCUUCACGAGACCAUCCAAGCUAACGAGGAAAGUGGUGGCAGAGGAUGAAGCCAACGGGACGCAGGCAUCGCACGCUUCCAGAGCCACUUCGCCAACCUCUGUGUCGGCUGCCAGCCUUGUGUCUUCACCCUCAGCCGCAGCUCACCUUCCUCCAACUGGUAUCCCUCACAAAGCAUCUCCCCCUGCUGCUAAGGAAUACCCGGUUUCUCAAAUUAGUAACCUUUCCAAAACGGCUAGCGAAUCUAUAUCUAAUCUUUCUGAAGCUGGCUCGCUGAAGAAAGGAGAAAGGGAGCUUAAAAUUGGAGACAGGGUUCUGGUUAGUGGUACAAAAGCUGGAGUCGUUCGCUUCCUUGGAGAGACUGACUUUGCUAAGGGAGAAUGGUGUGGUGUUGAAUUAGAUGAACCGCUGGGGAAGAAUGAUGGAGCAGUCGCUGGAACGAGGUACUUCCAGUGCCAAGCCAAAUAUGGGUUGUUUGCCCCUGUCCAUAAAGUUACCAAAAUUGGCUUCCCAUCCACCACGCCGGCAAAAGCCAAGACGGCGGUCAGGAAAGUCCUCGCUACUCCCUCGAGCCUGAAACGAAGUCCAAGUGCCUCUUCCCUCAGCUCGCUGAGUUCCAUGGCCUCCUCCGUAAGCAGCAAGCCCAGCCGUACAGGACUAUUGACAGAAACGUCUUCACGGUAUGCAAGAAAGAUUUCGGGCACUACUGCUUUGCAGGAGGCCCUGAAAGAGAAACAGCAGCAUAUAGAGCAGCUCCUGGCUGAGAGGGACCUGGAAAGAGCCGAGGUUGCCAAGGCUACCAGUCACGUUGGGGAAAUAGAGCAGCGGCUGGCAUUGGCACAAGAUGGGCACGAUCAGCGUAUACUAGAAAUGGAAGCGAAGAUGGACCAAUUGCGGGCCUUGGUUGAAGCUGCUGAUAGAGAGAAAGUAGAAUUGCUUAACCAGUUGGAGGAGGAGAGAAGGAAGGUUGAAGACCUCCAGUUCCGGGUAGAAGAAGAAUCCAUUACCAAAGGCGACUUAGAGCAAAAGAAGCAGAUUUCUGAAGAACCUGAGAAUACGCAGACCAAACUGGAGCAUGCCCGCAUUAAGGAGCUUGAACAGAGCCUGCUCUUUGAAAAGACCAAAGCUGACAAACUCCAGAGGGAGUUAGAAGACACUAGGGUGGCCACUGUAUCUGAAAAAUCUCGUAUCAUGGAACUGGAAAGAGACCUGGUACUGAAAGCGCAAGAAGUCAGGGAGUUGCAAGCCAAAUUGGAGUCCUGCAGUAGUGUGGACACGUCUCUCUCCCUGUUGCAAGAAAUCAGCGCUCUGCAAGAAAAGAUGGCAUUGCUAAGCAAAGCACAUGAAAAUGAGAUGAAGACACUGAAGGAACAGCUGGGGACCAGCGAAGAAUCUUAUCGGAAGGAAAUCAAAACCUUGCUGGCAUCCAACGAGAAAAUGGCCAAGGAGGGUGAGUCACUGAGAGCAAAGCUGGAUGCUGUCAACAAGGAGAACUUGGAGGCGAUCGAACAGUGGAAAGCCAAGCUACAGUCUGCUACAGCUUCGCACCAGCAAGCAGUGGAAGAGCUGAAGACCUCGUUCAGCAAAGGGGCUGGGGCCCAGAUGGCUGAGUUUGCAGAACUCAAGACCCAGGUCGAGAAGAUGAGAGUGGAGCAUCAGAACGAAACAUCGAACCUGAAAAUGAAACAAGAAAACGAGAGAUCCCAUCACCAGAAGGAGGUAGAAGCUCUGAAACAGAAGUUGCUGGGAGUUGUGGAGGAGAAGGAGAGAAGCUUAGAAACCUUGAAGACCAAACUGGAGAGUGCAGAAGAUCAACAUCUGGUGGAAAUGGAAGAUACUCUAAACAAGCUGCAGGAAGCUGAAAUAAAGGUAAAAGAGCUUGAGGGCCUCCAGGCCAAGUGGAAUGAACAAGCCCAGACUAUCGAUGAAUUCAAAGCAAAGGUGAAAACUGCUGAAGCAGAGCUCUUGGAACUUGAUGCCCUUCGGAAGGCCAGUUCAGAAGGUAAACUGGAGCUGGAGAAACUUAGGAAGGAGCUCGAGGCAACUGAGAAAAAGAUUCAGAAUUUAGAGAAUAAAAGGAAUAAUGAAAGUAGCCAGGCUGUUGAUCUGAUCAAGGAACUGGAAGGGAAAGAGCAAAAGCUUCUUGAGCUUGAGAAUAACUUGGGUGCAGUAAAUCAACUUAAAGACUCUUUGGAAAAGGAGCUUCUGGAGCUGAAAGGAAAAUUUACUAAGGCUGCAGAUGAAGCUGAAAAUGUACAAAAAUCUAUGCAAGAAACUGUUGAAAAGCUAAACCAAAAAGAACAUCAAUUUGCACUCAUGUCGUCUGAACUAGAUCAACUACGGACUUCCUUGACAACUCUGGAGAAGAAAUUGAAAGAGAGGGAAGACAGAGAACAGCAGCUAAUCGAGGCCAAAUCCAAACUUGAAAAUGAUAUUGCAGAAGUCAUGAAAUCGUCGGGAGAUAGUUCUUCGCAGAUGAUGAAGAUGAACGAUGAACUGCGGCUAAAAGAAAAACAGCAGGAGGAACUACACCUUCAGCUCACCAAGGCCAAUGAAAGAGUUGCGCAGCUGCAGGAGAGCCUGGAGGAAGCCGCACGUAAAGCUGAAGAGAGGCAGCAAGACACACAGAAGAGCCAUCAGGGCGAGCUGAAAAAGUUACAAGACAAAUUAAGCAGCCUGGAAAAGAAAAUCGCAGCCAGCCAAAAUCAGUAUAAGGACUUGCAGGCAACGCAUGAAAAGAUGCAGUCGGAGAUGGCUGCCAAGCAUGACGCAGCCGUCAAAGAUCUUAAACAACAUUUGCAGGAAACAGAGCAGAGCUUGGCAAAGGCACGAGAAACAACCAGUGAUUUGCAAAAACAGGUGGAGAAGUUGAAAAAGGAAGCCGAGCAUGCAAAGUCCUUAACCUCUAUGUUAGCUGCAGCCAAAAAAGAGAUUGAACUAAUGUCAGACAAGAUGAGGGCUUUGAUAUCAGAGAAAGAGUCCCUGGCGCAGGAGGGGAAUGCUUUAAAGUUAGAAAAAGGUUCCUUGUUAUCAAUUGUAGAGUUGGAGUCCAAAGUUGGGUUGUUAAAGCAAGAUCAGGAAAAGCUUUGGACGGUUAACGAAGAGCUCAUAGAGAACAAAAGAGUCUUAAAGGAGAAACAAGAAGCGGAGAGCAAAACUUGGCAAGAAACAGGCAAGAGCGAAGAACUGCUGUCUGAGAGAGGAAAGCUGCUCUUGGAAGUAGAGGCAGCCCAAGACGAUCUCCUUAAGAUAACGAGAGAGAAUGAUGCUCUACGGACCUCAAAGGCCACCCCUCAGCAGGUGAAUGAGUUCCAGGCCUGUAAUGAUGCCUUGGCUCAGGAAUCUCAGAAGCAGACCAGCCAAAGGGAAGAACUGGAAGACUAUCAGAGAAAGCUCCUGGAGGAGAACGCUGCCCUUCUCAAAGACAAAGAUGAUGAUCAGAAGCUCAAGAACUCCUACGAAGACAUGGCCAGAGACCAAAAGGAGCUCCUUCAGGAGAUCUCAACCUUGGCUGCUGAGAGGACUUACUGUUAGCAAAACACUCGAGUCUUGAAAUGAAGAUGUGCUUUGAAAAGGGAGAUAGACAGCUGAGGCAGACAAGCAAGAACUCCAGCUGGACAAGGAAGACUCUUGAAAAGGCAGGAAGAGCUGCGUCAAAGCUUGGAGCAGGCUCUGGAUGAAAAACAGAAGCUUGGUGUGAAAGUCGAAGGCCUGCAGGCUGAUCUAGAAGGGACAAAUAAAGAGCUUAAAAAGAUCACCAAAGACAAUGCACAGUUGCAAGCCUCCCAUUCCAGUCUUUCAAAGCUGCUAGAAGAGAUUAAGGUCAGCAGAGAGACGACGGACUCUGAGUGUAUUCAGUUAAUGCAGGAGAAGGAGUCCUUGGCUUCCUCUGAAAGGAGGCUUUUGAGCGAAAGAGAAGAACUUCUGAGAAACAAGGUGAUUUCGGAAAAGCUGGCAAAACUCUCAGAAGAUUCGGCUCGUGCAGAGAAAACUUUAAAUGAGAUGCUAAGCCAGAUAUGCGCAGAGAAGAACUGACUUAUCAGAAAUGCACAAAGCUUAAGAAACAAAACGAGAGCCUUGCGAAGGAAAAGGGCCGCCCUGGAAGCAAAAUGCGCAGAGCUCCUGGCAGAGAAGCAGUCGGCUGCCAAAGCCCUGUGUGACUUGAAGAGAAAGCAUGAGUUGGACAUCUCUGCCAAGCGAGUGUUGACUCAAGAAAAAGCAAAGCUCCGCAGUGUUGAAACUCUGAAGCGGGAGCUGGACCAGAAAAUGGAAGAAAACCAAGAGCUGGUCAGCUUCAAAUGUGAGCUGUCCACCAUCUUGAAAGAGACUCAGAGUGCCAAAACGGUGCUAGAAAACGAGUACUCUGCCUUGCUUCAUGCAAAGCAGAUGCUGUCAGCUUCGUUGAAGAGCAGCUCUUCGGAGAAGGAGCUCUUGAGCCAAGAGAACAGCCGGUUGCAACAAGAGUGCCAAAGGUUAAGCAGAGAGGUCCAGAGGAUCCAGGACUGCCUCACCAUCGAACAAGAAGGCAGGAAGCUAGAGAAAGAGUCUUUCAUGGUGGAGAACACGCAACUUCAGAACGGUGUCAGCUUCUUAGAGAGGGAGAAGGAAGAGCUGACAUCUAGGAACCGAGAGCUGUUGACCGAGAGGGAACAACUGAAGCAACGGAAAUUAAAAUCCGAUUCCAGACUAGAGGAAAUCAUGAAAGAAAAGGAGGUCCUUAGUGGAACUGACCGACUUGCAUCCGAAAUUGGAAAACUCAAGAGCGAGUUUGAAGCGCUGACAAAAACAAAGGCGGAACUCCAGGAACUGCACGAGAGUUCCAAAAUCCUGGAAGAUCUUCGUUGCAGCCACGAAACCUCAGAACUGGAGCGCGCCAGACUUCGCCAGGAGAAUGAGAUUCUGCUUUCGGAGCAGAGGAAUCUGAUCUCCAUAAAGGAAGAGAUCUCGAAAGAGAAGGAGAAGUUUUCAGAAGACUACUAUAAACUGCACGAGGAAGUAUCGCUCUUAGCGCAGACUAACAGUGAGAUGUCUGCCAGCCUCGUGGAGUGAUCAGAAUAAAAACAUGGACUGCAGAAGGACAGAGAUGUGCUUCUCUUGAAACUGAAAGAAAUCGAGAGUCUCCAGGCACAGGCAGUAACACAGAGAUCUGAGGUAUCAAACACCGUUAAAACCAGUCCAGUCUGGUUACUAACCCCAAACACUAACGUCAAAUCAUUUUACUGUCUGCACUUAAUUUUGCACAAUCCAGCACCUUACCUCAGCCUGAACUCCCUCUUAAUUAUGUGUUUCUCAGUAUAUUUAAUUAAGAGAUUCCCCCCCCCCUCCCCCAAACACAUCUUAAAAACUCAAUACUCAGCUCUCUGCUUCCCACAGAUCCAGUUGGAUACCCUUAAAGAGAACAGCCUGAAGAACCAAGAGGAGCUUAACAAGUCAAAGGAGCUCCGUGACAUGGAAGGGAAGAAAAUGGAAGAGAUGAGAAGAGAACUAGAAGCACUGAGGCUGGCAGAGGCUGAGAAGUCCCAGCAGCUCGCAGCCUUGCAAGAAGAGAACGUUAAACUUGCUGGAGAGCUAGGCAAAGGUGAAGUCACAAGUCAUCAGAAGCUGGACGAAGAGAGAUCCGUCCUCAAUAACCAGUUGUUAGAGAUGAAAAAGAGCUUGCCCAGUAUCACUUUAAGAGAAUCUGAGUUAAAAAAAGAAAUUGAUGAAGAGAGAACUUCCUUACAGAAAUCCCUCAGUAUUACUAGUGCCUUGAUCACAGAGAGAGAUGAAGAGCUGGAAAAACUCAGAAAUGAGGUUACUGUGCUUCGUGGGGAGAAUGCCACUGCGAGGAGUUUGCAUUUUGUAGUUCAGUCGCUGGAGUCUGAUAAGUUGAAACUUGAGCUAAAAGUAAAGAAUCUGGAACAGAAGCUCAGAGAGAGCCAGAAUGUACCUCCCGGUUCCUCAGAUGACAUAGUUGGUGGCACCACCCAGGAUGAAAGCGCCCAGGAAAGCCAGAUCGACUUCCUAAAUUCCGUAAUAAUAGAUCUUCAGAGGAAGAAUGAAGAGCUGAAGUUGAAAGUGGAAGUGAUGUCUGAGGCAGCUCUCAACAGCAAUGAGGAAGAAGUCGUUAAUUAUGACAGUGAGGAAGAGAACCCCACUAAGAAGAAGCCUCGCCUUUUCUGUGACAUCUGCGACUGCUUCGACCUUCACGACACCGAAGACUGUCCAACUCAAGCGCAGGUUCCGGAUGAGCCUCCACACUCAACUUACCACGGCAGCCGGAAAGAAGAGCGCCCCUACUGUGAAAUUUGCGAGGUGUUUGGGCACUGGGCCACAAACUGCAACGACGACGAGACCUUUUGAUGCACCUGAGGACCGGGGGGAAAGGAACUUGCUCGGCGUGUUUGUCAAACAGCGUACCCGUCAGCAAUUUGGCUGUGCAAAGAAAGAUAGAGCGGCAGCCCCUGCCCGCAACCAACAAUAGAAAUAGCUUCAUCUUUCACUACAAAAUAUUUUAUUCUGUCCUUCCUGAGCUAAAAUCAAAUACUUUUUACUAGGCAGUUGUCCGCCAUUUUCCUUUCCAGUUCUUGGGUUUGCGCCGUCUCUAAGGGGAAGGUUCUCUGGGUUGUGACACUGACUUAUAGGAAAUGAAAAACACCCUUAGUUUCUGCUUAUUUAAAGACCUUUUAAAAAAUAUGCUGUUAAUUUUCAUAUUUGCACUAAGCUCUUAAAGCUCUGUUUGUAUGUUUUUUAGAGUUUUGUAAAGCUUUCGACACUGGAAUGAGUUUGAGAGAUGAGCUCUUUUUUAAUUUUCAUCUGCUCGGUUAUCUCUUGAUCAAAGAAUUUGUAAGCUCUGGUGCGCUACCUAGAGAUCUGUAGUGCCUUUAUUUCAGCAAGAUUUCUUAACGGCGUGAAAUAUUGUUUAAACAAAAUAUCAUUAAGCAGGUAAAGCUACUGUUGGGAAUCUUUUUUUUUUAUACAGAAAAUUCUAUGCUGUGCACAUUGAUGGAAUCCCUUCCCAGGUUCUUUCCUUUCCUGUAAAGUUGUACAUACGUACAUAUAUAAAUAUAUAUAAGAAAAGAAUUAUAUUUUGGAAAACUUUCUUAUUGUUCUUGGCGUUUCGAUUCAUCUGAACGGACCUCUUUGUGCACACCACAGUAACUUUAUGUAAUGACUUAACAGCCUCAGUUUUGGGAGAUUUUUUUUACUGGCUUCCUGAUUGCGCGUGUGUGUGUGCGUGUGUGUAUAUGAGUGCAUGUAAUGAAAAAAAAAAUCUUCCAGCAGAUUUGUAUCCUGUAACAGGUUUUUGUUAAACAUCCGUUCAGAAAUCAAAACCUUUUUUUUGAUGAAUGAUUUAUUUAUUUCCCCACCCUCUUCUGGGACUUUUGUUCCAGACGAAUGUAAAACGAGGAAAUUCAGUGUUUAGGAAAUCUUGAAUUUUCUAAGAGAUUAAAACUCUAUGAGAAAAGUGGGCGGAGCUCUGCUAUGCUGAUUUCUAUGUGUUGUUCCUGAUGAGAUUACCCUGUCUCGGAGUUGGUGAUGUGUACGACUUAACUUGAGUUAAAGUUGAUGCCAUAGUAAGUUGGUUUUAAAUCUCUUGUUUUUUGAAUGUCUCAAACCAUAAAUGUAAAAAAAAAGAUGAACUAUAUCUCUCCUGCUGUCUGUACAUUAUUGAGAAAUCUAACUCUUGUAUAACUGGGUGUAUAUUAUAUAUAUGUAUAUGCCUUUGGUGUAUUUUUUUUUCUCCAGAUUACAGACAGUAUUUGGCAGAUGAGUAUAAAAGUCAAUCUUAUGUAAUUUGUUUGAAAUUUGGAGUCAUGAAUGUAUUACAGUGAUAGAAACAAAACAAAGCAGGGAAAUCAGUAUUAAACUUUAAUCCAAGUGUACUGUAUCUUUAAUAAAAUGGUUAUUCUCUUGCCAGAA
Molecule: messenger RNA, 8475 nt
Organism: Heteronotia binoei (common prickly gecko)
Lineage: Eukaryota; Metazoa; Chordata; Lepidosauria; Squamata; Gekkonidae
Gene: CLIP1
Product: CAP-Gly domain containing linker protein 1
Biological process (GO): positive regulation of microtubule polymerization; cytoplasmic microtubule organization
Cellular component (GO): microtubule plus-end; cytoplasm; nucleus
Molecular function (GO): microtubule plus-end binding
Source: RefSeq, a predicted model, not a curated record